Brassica rapa (field mustard) is the source of this 1182-nucleotide messenger RNA. Its product is annotated as ras-related protein RABA4b. Gene Ontology annotation, molecular function: GTP binding; GTPase activity. Lineage: Eukaryota; Viridiplantae; Streptophyta; Magnoliopsida; Brassicales; Brassicaceae. The record is from RefSeq and is a predicted model, not a curated record.
CGCUCACUUUAAUCCAAAUCUCAUCUCCUGUAUAGCUCUCCACUCUGUUCCACUGCUCCUCACUACUUACAUCCUCCACCUUUGUUUCUCGACUUAAACCGCAUCCCACGUGUCAUAAUCGCAGCUCUUAUCACUCUCACUCACCGAAGACUCUCGCACAGUAGAUCACAGUAGCCAACAAUUAAAACUCAAAUCACCAAUCAACCACCAACUAGUUUAACAGCUAGAGAGAGAGAGAGAAAAUAAACUUCGAAAUAAUUCGCCGCCAACGACAAAGACAAUGGCCGGAGGAGGCGGAUACGGCGGCGCAUCGGGAAAAGUCGAUUACGUCUUCAAAGUCGUUCUGAUCGGCGAUUCAGCAGUCGGGAAAUCGCAGCUGCUCGCUCGAUUCGCUAGAGACGAGUUCAGCUUAGACUCCAAGGCCACAAUCGGCGUCGAGUUCCAGACUCGUACCCUCACCAUUGAAGAGAAGAGCGUCAAGGCUCAGAUCUGGGAUACCGCCGGCCAAGAAAGAUACAGAGCGGUUACGAGCGCUUAUUACAGAGGAGCGGUUGGUGCGAUGCUUGUUUACGAUAUUACCAAACGUGAGACCUUUGACCACAUCCCUCGUUGGCUUGAGGAGCUCAGAGCGCAUGCUGAUAAGAACAUUGUGAUCAUCCUCAUUGGUAACAAGUCUGAUCUCGAGGAUCAGAGAGCUAUUCCCACCGAGGACGCCAAAGAGUUUGCGGAGAAGGAAGGUCUUUUCUUCCUCGAGACGUCUGCUCUGAACGCGACCAAUGUGGAGAACUCCUUCAACACUCUGAUGAUGGAGAUCUUCAACACGGUUAACAAGAAGAGUCUCUCGUCUGCUGAGUCAAAUAACCCUGGUUCUUUGGCUGGUAAGAAGAUUGUUAUCCCAGGUCCAGGACAGGAGGUUCCCGCUAAGACCAGCACGUGCUGUAGUUCUGCUUGAUCUGUGUCUUUUACAAAAGCAAAAUUCAUUUGUCCGGUGUCCCCCUUUGAACUAUGGUUUGAUAGAGAAUGCUUACUUACUUUGAUUUGUAUAUUCUUUUGGAAUCUGGCUUGUGUUGCUUGCUUGCUUGGUUCAUUAAACAAUGGUGCAAUUAGUCACCGAUAGACAGAAGAGAGUAUUGGAACAAAUAGCUUUUGAAUUUGAAAUGUUAAACAUCAUUUUUCACAUAU